AUGAAUCUUUCAGUGGUCCACGACGUAGUGCUGAAAAGAAAACAUUCUGCUGCUCAGUCUGUAAGAAAGCUUUUUCACAUAGUGGAAAUGUAAAGAAACACAUGAGAAUCCACACAGGAGAGAAACCAUUCAGCUGCUCAGUCUGUAAUAAAGCUUUUCCACAAAGUGGACAUUUAAAGUCACACAUGAGAAUCCACACAGGUGAGAAACCAUUCACCUGUACAGUCUGUAAGAAAGCUUUUUCACAUAGUGGAAGUUUAAAGGACCACAUGAUAAUCCACACAGGAGAGAAACUAUUCAGCUGCUUAGUCUGUAAGAAAUCUUUUUCACGGAGUGCAAGUUUAAAGUCACACAUGAUAAUCCACACAGGAGAGAAACUAUUCAGCUGCUCAGUCUGUAAGAAAUCUUUUUCACGGAGUGGAAAUUUAAAGUCACACAUGAGAGUCCACAAAGGAGAGAAACCAGUCAGCUGCUCAGUCUGUAAGAAAGCUUUUCCACAUAGUGGACAUUUAAAGAUACACAUGAGAGUCCACACAGGAGAGGAACAAUUCAACUGCUCAGUCUGUAAGAAAGCUUUUCCACAUAGUGGACAUUUAAAGAUACACAUGAGAGUCCACACAGGAGAGAAACCAUUCAGUUGCUCACUCUGUAAGAAAGCUUUUUCACAGAGUGGAAGUUUAAAGGACCACAUGAUGAUCCACACAGGAGAGAAACCACACAGCUGCUCAGUCUGUAAGAAAGCUUUUUCACGGAGUGGAAGUUUAAAGGACCACAUGAUAAUCCACACAGGAGAGAAACCACACAGCUGCUCAAUCUGUAAGAAAGCUUUUUCACAGAGAGGACAUUUAAAGUCACACAUGAGAAUCCACACAGGAGAGGAAAAAUAGAUCUGCAAAGUUUGUGACAAAAUAUUUAAAUGGCGUAAUCGUUUAAGAAGACCAAGUGUGUUAAGGGAAUACAUUUAUCUAUUUUGUAUCCUGAUGCCGUUACAUGUCAUACGUUACUCCCUAAGCCUGUUUUCACCCACCUGCAACCGAUUCACUAAUAAUCACAAAUGUUAAUUUCUACGACCCCUUGACUCGACUAUUUCUUGUUUAAUAUUUGUUACAUCUACCCAGGACUAAGUUCCCAUGUCCUGCCUUUCACCUACUGAUCACCCACUGCUCAUUUAAGGUGGACUCACCUUUAUAAGGGACCAGCUAGUCUUAGUGUCUUAUGGCACAUUUCCACUGCAGCGGGGUAGCCCUGUUUAAGCGUCCCUAAGCGUCCUCGCUCAGGCCUCGGGCUGCCUCACUGGCCGUCCGAGGCCGUGGCGCAUUUCCAUUACAGUUUAGGACCUGGGGUAGCAACGCAGUGUAGGCGGGGCGAUCGUUUUUUUGGCGGGCUUUUUGUGCGGAGAGACGCUGGGUAAAAUUGCAGUGGCGUCAUCUUCAAUGCGACACAACUCACAAAACAAUGGAGGAUGUGGAAGCGAUCGUUUACUUGUUUCUUGGUGUGUGGCUUGUUAUCACAGCAAGAAGGAAAGUGAUCACAGCAAGCAGGAAAGUGAUGUUUCAAAGUAGGCUGCGUAUAGCAAGACGAGAUGCAGAUCUUGUGACGAUUCUCUCUGAUCAAUCGGCAGCCGAGAGUGUUGACGUCACUAGUUCAGCCCUGGCCUGAUAGAACCACGAUUUUAUGGGGCCGGAACAAGAGGGGAAAAGUACCCGCUAGUCGGUGCUACGCUAUAUGGAAAGGCCACCAAAUGCUGGCCUGGCCACUUGAGGACGAUUAAGGACGCUUAAACGGGUUUAUGGAAAUGGCAAUGCGCCAUUAAUGCAAACGUUUUGUAAAGUAAUGCUAGACCAACAACGUGCUAUUGGGCUGUGUGCUCUCUGCAGGACGGUGUCUGUACACAAAGAUUGUUAAUGAAAUGAGAGCUUCAUUCUGUUUUUGUUGUCUAAACAACGCCAACAGAGCGACACGUCUUCUUUCCAGCAGAUGGCAUAAAUGUUACAUCAUGCAGUUCAACUGUCAUCCACAUAUUAGAGAUUCAAAACAGCAAUGUGUGAGAUAAGGCUAGUAAUUGACUAUUUCAACAGAAUGUGAAGAGGUUACAGUCUUGAGGUCAUGUCCAAUAUGUUUGUGUUUUGUUUGAUUAAAUCGACUGAAAUUUGUAUUCAAUGACUCAAUUAUUCUUAAUUACUGUCAUUACAUCAUGGGUUUGCAUUGCAAUAUUAGAACGCAUUAAAAUCCAACUUUAUUU
Messenger RNA from Gymnodraco acuticeps, 2242 nucleotides. Its product is annotated as zinc finger protein 583-like. The record is from RefSeq and is a predicted model, not a curated record. Bases 102 to 887 code for a protein of 261 amino acids. The transcript has a single exon. Lineage: Eukaryota; Metazoa; Chordata; Actinopteri; Perciformes; Bathydraconidae. Gene Ontology annotation, biological process: regulation of cytokine production; regulation of immune system process; negative regulation of transcription by RNA polymerase II.